Molecule: messenger RNA, 510 nt
Organism: Diplodia corticola
Lineage: Eukaryota; Fungi; Ascomycota; Dothideomycetes; Botryosphaeriales; Botryosphaeriaceae
Product: mfs multidrug transporter
Exons: 2
Coding region: 1-510 (169 amino acids)
Source: RefSeq, a predicted model, not a curated record
AUGUCAUCGGAUGCCCUCUCUUUCCACCCUCACCCUCUGCAGCCGUACAUCGACCUUGUCUUCUUCAACAUGUCCACUCUCUUCUGCUGUCCAGACACCCGGCCUUACCGGCCCCGAGCCCUCAGCCAUGAACCCAAGUUCACCGUCUUCAUGAAGUGGGCUGCCUUCCCGAGGGAGGCGACAGCGCAGUCUGCUGGGGAGCAAGACGACAAGCUCGCAGCCCUUGGCUAUCCCCACGUCAUUCAAUUGGUCAAGCAGGUCAACUUCGGUCCUCUUGAGGCCAAGAGGUACUUCGCUGCCACCAACAAGGGAGAUGAAGAGGAUGCCUUUGUUGAAGUCACCGAAUCCGACCUGAUUGCAGCAAACUACAAGAAGCUGAAUGCGUACAAAAACUUCAAGUGCUCGAACCACAACAAGUUUUUCGAAGUCAAUGUGUAUGAGAAGGAUCCUUUUAACGCCCACCAUUGGCGCCAGAAUAUCGCUCGGCCUGGAAGCGAAAUUGAUCUGUAG